This is a messenger RNA of Schistocerca piceifrons (Central American locust), 1577 nucleotides long. Its product is annotated as RNA-binding protein 42-like. The record is from RefSeq and is a predicted model, not a curated record. The transcript is spliced from 7 exons. Lineage: Eukaryota; Metazoa; Arthropoda; Insecta; Orthoptera; Acrididae. Gene Ontology annotation, molecular function: mRNA binding. Bases 163 to 1425 code for a protein of 420 amino acids.
AAUUUCUUUCGCGUCGUCUGUCUAUCUGAUUGUUAUGAUAUCUUUGUGUUUGUUGUCCUACACAGUACACAGGGAAGUUGUUGGUAUACGUUUGAAGGCGGUGUACGGAAGGAGUUUAAUGAAGGAGAGUUAACUAGUUUCUAUUAAAGUUAUAACUAAAUCAUGGCGGGAAUGAACGACGAAAAACUGCGGAUGAUGGAGGAUGAAAUGAACAGGUUUGAGGCUGAAAUCGCCUUGCCUGUUCUUCCACCUCCACCGCCUCCACCUCCACCGCAGCAGCCACCUGUGACUACGGUGCAAGCACAACGAGCAGUUAUAGGUGCCAAUACCUACAAUCAAGUGCAGCGGCGACUGGAAGAACAGCAGAUGGUACCUGCAGUCCCAGAUUAUCAGACCGAUCCACCACUGACGUUUGCACCAAUAAUACAGCCUGUCGCUCCCUAUGCAGGAAUUCCUCCGCCGCCGCCCCCUCCCCCGCCGCCACCGCCGCCACCACCUCCACCUGUGUUGGUUCCACAUCAAGUGCAGAGGGGACCUCCAGUGCGACAUCCGGUGAUGCGCCCUGCGAUGGCCCCUGCGAGUGGCCCACCUGUGCUGCCGCCACCGCCUCCUGCUCCACCGAGCUUUAUGCCGCCUCCUUUUAUGCCCAUGCCUGGUCCACCUUUGAUGGACACAUCGAUGGUGGCACCUAUUGCAGCAGCUAUGGAGACCCCGAUUGCCCCAGUGCAAAAUCCAGUGCCAGCUAUCGUAAGUGCAACACCACUCAUCUAUUCGGCAAAGACUCCUGGUGACGGAGAAGACUCAGCUGCAGCAGUUCCUGCUGAUGGCGACAGCAGCGCAGAUGAUUUGGGUGGACAGAAGCGCAAAAAACUGAAAACUGAUAUUACUGAGGUCCACGUGCAGACGCCACAGCAGCGUGCCAAGGAAAUGUCUGACCGUGUGCGAGCCUCUACAGUUGUCACGGUUGGACCUACUGUACCGGGACAAGCAGCUGCAGACGAUUCAAACACUUCAAACCGUAAGAAGGAAAAGAAGUCGAAGAAGCAUGUUAGAAUGGCAGGAGGCCAGGUGUGGGAAGAUAGCUCUCUUGCAGAAUGGGAAGAAGAUGACUUCCGGAUAUUCUGUGGUGACUUGGGUAAUGAUGUAACAGAUGAAAUUCUGACAAGGGCUUUCAGCAAAUACCAGUCUUUCUUGAAAGCAAAAGUCAUUAGGGAUAAACGCUCAAACAAAACAAAAGGAUUUGGGUUUGUGAGUUUUAAAGAUCCCCAGGACUUCAUCAAAGCAAUGAAGGAAAUGAAUGGGCGGUACGUGGGCAGCCGGCCAAUUAAGCUGCGUAAGAGCACAUGGCGAGCACGGAAUAUCGAGACCGUGCGGAAGAAGGAGCGUGAGAAGGCCACUCUCAUCGGAUUGCUGACUGGCAGGUGACACGUGGAAGGUGUUCCUACCUAGUGGAGAAAAUGAGAAGAAAAUCGAGAGAACCUGUGAAAUAUUUGUUACGAUCACAGAAAAUGUGUUUAUUAACACAAAUUUUGUACGUAAUUUAUACGUGUGAAUAAACAAAUACUGUACAUACAAAA